Caenorhabditis elegans is the source of this 1142-nucleotide messenger RNA. It is a transcript of the gene bro-1, whose product is annotated as Core-binding factor subunit beta homolog bro-1. The transcript is spliced from 3 exons. Gene Ontology annotation, molecular function: transcription coactivator activity. Gene Ontology annotation, cellular component: nucleus; cytoplasm. The record is from RefSeq and is marked reviewed. Gene Ontology annotation, biological process: regulation of DNA-templated transcription; positive regulation of DNA-templated transcription. The coding region runs from base 60 to 518 and encodes 152 amino acids. Lineage: Eukaryota; Metazoa; Nematoda; Chromadorea; Rhabditida; Rhabditidae.
UUUGUCGGUGAGCGCCUAUUUCUUGUCCACCUUCUUCCACUUGGUGAAUAUUCUCAAACAUGAAAAGAACGACAACGGACCAGCAAUCAUCGUUCCAAACUGAUUAUUUUCUGACACAACUUUCACAUUUCACAGAAGCCAAAUUCUCUCUAUUCGAGCAUGCUCCACUUUCAGAACGACGGGAGCGGUUUAGGGUUCAUGUGGAGAGAGAUGAAAUGCCCUUGACUUUCUGCAAGACGGGAAUCAAUAUACCUGUCAAGUUGGAAUGGUCCCAAACUAAUGGAAAUGAGAUAAGUUUCCGUUCUCGGCCACUGGUUUUCAAUGGAAUUUGGGUAAAAGUCAUUGGAGCAAUGAACUCAGAAUCACUGGAGGGACGUGUUCGAUUCGAACGAUUUCAACGUGAGAAGCGUGAUCGUGUGAUUUCAGAAACCUUCGUGUUUCCAGAAGUUGAGGAGGAGCCAAUUGGACUGACGGAUGCUGAAAUUGCUGCCCUUCGACGCGAUGGUCUUCCCAUUUGAAACGGAGAUUCUUUUAACAACGGGUUAAAAUAUGUGACAAUCUGUAUGUAAUAUUUAGAAACAGAUCUAUGUGAUAGUUUUCGAGUUCCAAAAGUUGGCAAUUUUUGAGUCACCUUAUUGAAGUCUUUAUCAUUAGUAAACCUAGAUAGGUUUGCUUUUGAUAAAGGUAGUAGUUGGCAAUUUCGAAAUUCUACCGGGAACUUAACAGCUGUGAUUCACCACUUCUAUCAUAUCAGAACUUUGAAAUUUAUAGAAGAAUUUUUUUCUUCUGGAAAAUUUUUGAGAAAAUCAAAGCGCGUUAAUUUUAAAAAUUCCAAAAAUCUUGCGAAAUGUUUAAACUCCCUGAAAGCCACUUAAACUUUUAAUGUAUAGUUCUUCCAAAAAAAAAACAAAUCUAAUUUUGAAAUCUGAGGGUAAAAUCUAAGCCCUUCCUAAAAUAAAUCCACUGCCUGUUUAUUAACAUAACUCCCACCCCCCCCCCCCCCCUGUGAUAUGUUAUGUUCAAAUAUUAUCCUCUCAAUCUCUUCCACACUUCCGUUAUAUAUUUGCAUUUUGUUGUGAUCUCCUUGUGUUCGCUUUUCUCUCUUUCAUCGAAUUGAAUCAAAUAAAGUUGUAAUAUUUAUG